AUGACGUGCGCGGGGAAGCGGGGCAGUCCCGCCAUAGCUCGCGGCCGUGUAUUUAUCAUCAAUGAAGCCUCAAAAAACUCAAAUACUGGAGCAAUAGCAGCAGUAGCAAGACUUCCGUCGUUGAAAGCCCACCAACACUUUACCGACACUCCCCAAAACAUCUGGAAGAGAACAAUGGCAUCACUACCCAAGACCAUGAAGGCCGUCCUCAUCGAACAAACCGGUGGAACAGACGUCCUCCAAUACAAAACCGACGUCCCCGUCCCCACACCCAAGGACGGCGAAGUCCUCGUCAAGAACGACUUCAUCGGCAUAAACUACAUUGACACAUACUUCCGCUCAGGCGUCUACCAGCCCCCACACUUCCCCUACAUUCUCGGCCGCGAGGGCGCAGGCACAGUCGCAGCCGUAGGCCCCAAUGUACCCUCUGAUCUUCCCGUAGGUGCACGUGUAGCAUACAUGGGCCAAUACGCAUAUGCAGAGUACACGGCCGCGCCAUCAAACUACACGGUGCCUAUCCCAGAUAGCAUUGACAGCAAGACGGCCGCUGCGUCCCUGCUGCAAGCCUUGACCGCCGUAACGCUCAUCCGCGACGCUUAUGCCGUGCAAAAGGGCGAUUGGAUUCUGGUCACGGCGGCAGCAGGGGGUGUAGGAUUGUGGCUGUGUCAGUUGUUGAAGGCGGUGGGUGCAAGAGUUAUUGCGACGGCGAGUACGUCGGAGAAGAGGGCGCUGGCAAAGGAGAAUGGGGCAGAGGUGCUGCUGGAGUAUCACGAGGACGAUCGCGACGUGUUUGUUAAGAAGGUGCUUGAGGUUACGGGUGGCGAGGGUGUGCAUGCCGUGUUUGAUUCGGUGGGUAAAGCGACGUUUGACAGCUCGCUUGCGGUGGUGAGGCGCAAGGGGACCAUGGUGAGCUUUGGGAAUGCGUCCGGUCCUGUCGAGGGCUUUUCUCUUGCACGGCUCUCUGCGAAGAACGUCAAGUUGCUGCGUCCAACGCUGUUCAACUACAUCGCCACUCGCGAGGAGCUUCAACAGGCUUCGAAGGAACUGUGGAACUUCAUUGAUAAGGAUGGUUUGAAAGUCAAGAUUCACGAUGUCUAUCCAUUGAGCGAUAUCGUCCGCGCAACGGAAGAUAUCCAGAGCAGGAAGACGACGGGCAAAUUGGUGUUGAAGCCGUAA
This is a messenger RNA of Plenodomus lingam JN3, 1176 nucleotides long. RefSeq lists its product as uncharacterized. Gene Ontology annotation, molecular function: NADPH binding; quinone reductase (NADPH) activity; zinc ion binding. NCBI's taxonomy places the organism in Eukaryota, Fungi, Ascomycota, Dothideomycetes, Pleosporales, Leptosphaeriaceae. Gene Ontology annotation, cellular component: cytosol. The record is from RefSeq and is a predicted model, not a curated record.